This is a messenger RNA of Nerophis lumbriciformis (worm pipefish), 7910 nucleotides long. It is a transcript of the gene sptb, whose product is annotated as spectrin, beta, erythrocytic. The record is from RefSeq and is a predicted model, not a curated record. Gene Ontology annotation, molecular function: actin binding; phospholipid binding; structural constituent of cytoskeleton. Lineage: Eukaryota; Metazoa; Chordata; Actinopteri; Syngnathiformes; Syngnathidae. Gene Ontology annotation, cellular component: spectrin.
GGGUUCGGCGCUAGAAGAUGAGCAGCCCGUGUCUGCUGAGGACCCCCAUCAGCCAGCCCCGCCUCAGGGAGGUCAGGAUCAGCCUGAAGUCCGACACCAGGGAAAACACGCCCAGGAUCCCGGAUGCCGGCAGUCGGGAUUACCCCGCCGCGGACAAGCAGAGCCCCGCGAGGCUCGGCGUGAGCGCCCCCCGCAGCAGGAGCACACCGCCGGUGCACCGCGCCGUCAGACAUGAGCCCAAGAAGCCCCCGCGGGGCGGCGGGAAGCGGCAAGAACAUCACCCGGAGAAGAACGGUGCUCUCCCGCAGCACGUGCCGCUCUCACCCGUCUCGUCGGUGUCGUCGACCACGCGCACACCUGGACGUCAGCGCCACCCAUCCCCCUCCUCGUCCACGUCCUCGUCCACGUCCACUUCCGCCCGGAGUAUGAAAAGAGCGCGCUGGCUGAGCAGCAGCGCCUCCAACAUUUACUUCAACUCCAUCCUGGAUGGACGCUUCAGGCAACUGCAAGACGAGCGAGAGGCGGUCCAGAAGAAGACCUUCACUAAAUGGGUCAACUCCAUCUUGUCCCGAGUCGGCUGUCGUAUUUCCGACCUGUACUUGGACCUGCGUGAUGGACGGAUGCUCAUCAGGUUGCUGGAGGUGCUGUCAGGAGAGCGACUGCCUAAACCCACCAAGGGGAGAAUGAGGAUCCACUGCCUGGAGAACGUGGACAAGGCCUUGCAGUUCCUCAAGGAGCAGAGAGUCCACUUGGAGAAUAUGGGCUCUCACGACAUCGUGGACGGAAACCAUCGCCUCAUCCUGGGCCUCAUCUGGACCAUCAUCCUCCGCUUCCAGAUCCAGGACAUCGUGGUGGAGACGGGCCAGGAGGACCAGAAGGAAACCCGCUCGGCCAAAGAUGCUCUUCUUCUGUGGUGUCAGAUGAAAACCGCAGGCUAUCCCAACGUCAACAUCACAAACUUCACCACCAGCUGGAAAGACGGCAUGGCCUUCAACGCUCUCAUACACAAACACCAACCGGAUCUGGUGGACUUCAACAGUCUGAAGAGGUCCAAUCCGACGCACAAUCUCCAGAAUGCCUUCAACGUGGCAGAGAAACAACUCGGCGUGACCAAGCUGUUGGACCCAGAAGAUGUGUUCACCGAGAACCCGGACGAGAAGUCCAUCAUCACGUACGUGGUGGCCUUCUACCAUUACUUCUCCAAGAUGAAGCAGCUGGCCGUGGAGGGCAAGAGGGUCGGAAAGGCCCUGGAUCACGCCAUCGAGACGGAGAAGAUGAUCGACAAGUACGAGACGUUAGCCUCGGACUUGCUGGCGUGGAUCGAGCAGACCAUCGGCGUGCUCAACAACCGCAAACUGGCUAACUCGCUGUCGGGCGUUCAGCAUCAGCUUCAAGCCUUCAACACGUACAGAACCGUGGAGAAGCCGCCCAAGUUUCAGGAGAAGGGCAACCUGGAGGUGCUGCUCUUCACCAUCCAGAGUCGGAUGAGGGCCAACAACCAGCGGGUCUUCACACCCAAAGAGGGCGCGCUGGUUGCCGACAUCAACAGGGCCUGGGAGCGACUGGAGUGGGCCGAGCACGAGCGAGAACGAGUCCUGAGGGACGAGUUGAUCCGUCAGGAGAAGCUGGAGCAGACGGCGAGGCGAUUUGACCGCAAGGCGGCCAUGAGGGAGACGUGGCUCCUGGAGAACCAGCGAUUAGUCGCUCAGGAUAACUUCGGCUACGACCUGUCGGCCGUGGAAGCGGCGAAGAAGAAGCACGACGCCAUCGAGACGGACAUCGCCGCCUACCAGGAGCGCGUUCAGGCUUUGGUGGACAUCUCCAAGGAGCUGGAGGCGGAGCGCUACCACGACGCCAAGCGGGUCGACGCACGCAAAGACAACGUCCUGCGCCUGUGGGACUACCUGCAGGAGCUGCUGACGGCCCGGCGGGGCCGCCUGGGCAAGAACCUGACCCUGCAGAGGAUCUUCCAGGAGAUGCUCUACAUCAUCAACUGGAUGGACGAGAUGAAGGCUCGUCUGAUGUCGCCGGACUUUGGGAAGCACUUACUGGAGGUGGAGGACCUUCUACAGAAACAUGCUCUGGUUGAGAACGACAUCGCCCUGCAGACAGAAAGAGUCCAAAACGCGAGUGCUGCUGCCCUCAAGUUCGCUAAUGGAGACAGUUACAAGCCGUGCGACCCUCAGGUGAUCAAGGACCGGGUGGCUCACUUGGAGCUCUGCUACCAGGAGUUGCGUUCCCUGGCGGCUCAGCGCCGAGCCCAGCUGGAGCAGUCCCGCCGCUUCUGGAACUUCCUGUGGGAGUCGGCGGAGCUGGAGAGCUGGAUCAAGGAGAAGGAGCACAUCUUCUUUUCCCUGGACUACGGCAAGGACCUGAGCAGCGUGCUGGCCCUCCAGAGCAAGCACGGCGCCUUCGAGGACGAGCUGGGAGCGCGGCGCUCUAACCUGCAGCGGGUGCUGGCCGACGGCAGGGAGAUGACGGAAGACAAGCACUUCGGCACGCCCAAAAUCCAAGAACGCACGGCCAGCGUGGAGAGGCAGUGGCAGCAGCUGGAGGAGCUGGCGGCCUUCCGGAAGCAGAACCUCCAGGACACCCGGAAGUUCUUCCAGUUUCAAGGAGACGCCGACGAACUGAAGGCCUGGCUGCUGGACGCCAAGAGGCAGAUGAGCAGCGAGGAUGUGGGCGACGACGAGUACACCACCCAGCGCCUCCUCAAGCGCCACCACGACCUGAGGAACCAAGCCAUGAAGAACGGAGCCACCAUCGACGCUCUCUCCAAACAGGCCAACGCUUUACCAGAGGAGCUCCUGAACACCCCGGACAUCCAGCGACGGCUGCAGGACAUCAAGGACCUCUUCAUGGAGCUCAUGUCUCUGGCCGACCUCCGGCAGAAGAAGCUGGAGGACGCCACGGCGCUCUACACCAUCUUCAGCGAGUCCGACGCCUGCGAGCUCUGGAUGGGCCAGAAGGAGACGUGGUUGGUGGACUUGGAGGUGCCGGACAAGCUGGAAGACCUGGAAGUCGUCCAAAACAGGUUGAGCAUUCUGGCGCAGGAAAUGUGCAACGUUGAGUCCAGGGUGGACGACGUCAACAAGGCGGUGAAGCAGCUGGAGGACAGCAGACACCCUCGGACCAAGGACGUCAGAGAAUGUCAGAGCCGACUCAACCAGAGGUGGGAGGCCUUCAAGGCGAUGGUGGAGGACAAGAAGAAGAAGGUGGACUCAGCAGGAAGUCUUCACAAUUACGGGCUGGAAUGUGACGAGACAGAAGCGUGGAUCCGAGACAAGACGCGCGUCAUCGAGUCCACGCAGGACUUGGGUAACGACCUGGCCGCCGUCAUGACCAUCCAGAGGAAGCUGUACGGCAUGGAGCGAGACCUGGCCGCCAUCGACUCCAAGCUCCGCCUCCUGAGGGACGACGCCGACCGGCUGGCCGAGGACCACCCGGAGAACGCGGAGGAAAUCUUGGCCCGCAGAGCCCAGCUGGACGCGGCCUGGGACGCGCUCAAGAAGACCCUGAAGGACCGAGAGGACUCUCUGGGCGAGGUCAGCAAGUUGCAGACCUUCCUCCAAGACCUGGACGACUUCCAGUCUUGGCUUUUCAGGACCCAGAAGGCGGUGGCGUCGGAGGAGACGCCCGCCUCGCUGCCGGAGGCCGAGGAGCAGCUGAGUCUUCACGACGCCGUGCGGGAGGACAUCGACAACCACGAGGAGGACUACCACCGCGUAAGGGACGCCGGCGCUCGGGUCACACGUGGCCAGGAGGACGACCCGCAGUAUCAGCAGCUGGAGCAGAUGCUGGGCAGCGUGGACCGAGGGUGGGACGAGCUCCAGAAGAUGUGGGACAGCCGCAAGAACUUCCUGGACCAGGGACUUGGCUUCCAGCAGUUCCUGAGGGACGCAAAGGCAGUGGAGGCCGUCCUCAACAACCAGGAGUACACGCUGGCCCACGUGGACACGCCUGACACGCUGGCCGGGGCCGAGCAGGCCCUGAAGAAGCAGGAGGACUUCAUGAGCACCAUGGACGCCAACCAGGACAAGAUCCUGGCCGUCCUGCAGGCAGGAAGCCGACUGCUGGACCACAACAAUUUGUACUCUGGGAAAGUGGAGGACAAGAUGGAUGCCAUUAAUGACAGACAGAAGAAGAACGCGGCGCGGGCGCAGGAAGUGUCGGAGAAGCUGCGAGACAACCGCCACCUGCAGCACUUCCUGCAGAACACGCAAGACCUGACCUUGUGGAUCAACGAGAAGAUGCUGACGGCCCGGGACACGUCGUACGAGGAGGCCAGGAACCUGCACAGCAAGUGGCUGAAACAUCAGGCCUUCAUGGCCGAGCUGGCCUCCAACAAGGACUGGCUGACCAACCUGGACCAGGAGGGUCACGAGCUGAUGACGUCCAAGCCUGAGUUGGAGCCCAUCGUGAGCGAGCGUCUGGCCGCUCUCCACGAUCUCUGGCGGAUGCUGGAGUCCACCACGCAGGAGAAGGCGCGCCUGCUCUUCGACGCCAACCGCUCGGAGCUUUUCGACCAGAGCCUGACCGACAUGAGGAAGUGGCUGGGCGAGUUGCAGCAGCAGCUUCACAGCGGCGACGACGCCGCCGCCGACGUCAAAGAUCUGACCAACGCUAACAUCCUGCUGAAGAAACAUCAGGUGAUGGAGAACCAGGUGAGAGAUCGAGCACGCGAGCUGGAGGAGCUCCAGGAAGCGGUGAAAAAGCACGGCGGCGCCCGUGAGGACCAACCCGAGCUGGAGGUGGAACAACAGUCGCUGCAGUUGGAGUUCCAGCAGCUGAUCGCUCCUUUAGCUCAGCGCAGAGACAAACUGGAGGCGGCCAAGGAGCUCCACCAGUUGCACAGGGACAUGGCUGAUGAACUCCUGUGGGUGGAAGAGAGAACGCCGCUCGCGCUGUCACAAGAUCACGGCCACGACCUGCAGACGGUGCAGAUGUUGCAGAAAAGGAACCAGACCUUGCAGAAGGAGAUCGAAGGCCAUCAGCCUCGCGUUGACGACGUGCUGGAGCGAGGACGCGGGAUGGUGUCGGCCGCCGGCGAGGAGGACGGGCCGGAGGGCGAGCGCAUCGCGGAGCGGCUGCGAGACCUGGAGGAGGCGUGGACCAGGCUGCGGGACGAGAUGGACAAACGCCAGGACAGACUGAACCACGGCCGCUCGGCACAGCAGUUCUACAACGACGCCGACGAGGCCGAGGCUUGGAUCGGAGAACAAGAACUGUACAUGAUCGCUGAGGACAAACCCAAGGACGAGCAGAGCGCCAUGUUGGCUCUGAAGCGCCACACCAUCCUCAAGCAGGCGGUGGACGACUACGGCGACUCCAUCCAGAGUCUGGCAGACGGAGUCCAGAAGAUGUUUGCCGAGGACCAUCCUGACGGGGAGAAGAUGCUGCGGCGUCAGGGUCAGGUGGACAAACAGUAUGCGGGCCUGAAGGACUUGGCUCAGGACCGCAACAGGAAGUUGGAACAUUGCUACCAACACUUCCUGCUCAGCCGAGAGGUGGAAGACUUGGAACUGUGGAUCUCUGAGCGAGACCUGGUGGCGUCUUCUCAGGAGAUGGGCCAAGACCUGGACCACGUCACACUGCUGAGGGAGAAGUUCCGGGAGUUUGCGCGCGAGACGGGCAUGCUGGGUCAGGAGCGAGUGGACCUGGUCAACCAGACCAUCGACCAGCUGAUCCAGGCGGGUCACGGCGAGGCGGCCACCAUGGCGGAGUGGAAGGACGCCAUCAACGAGAGCUGGGCCGACCUCCUGGAGCUCAUCGACACUCGCUCACAGCUCCUCACCGCGUCUUACGAGCUGCUCAAGUACUUUGACGACGGCAAAGACCUUGUGCUCCAGAUCCAGGACAAGCAGAAGGAGCUGCCUGAUGACGUAGGAGAAGACUUCAGCAAGGCCGAGUCCUUCCACAGGAUGCACGCCGCCUUCGAAAGAGACAUCAGCGCUCUUGGGAAGCAGGUGCAACAGUUCCAGGAGGCGGCAGGUGGACUGGGUGCUCAGUACGCAGGAGAACGAGUGGAGGACAUCCAGUCCACAGAGAGAGACGUGGUGGAGGCGUGGAAAAGUCUCCUGGACGCCUGUGAAGGUCGCAGAGCACGACUGUUGGACACGGCCGAGAAGUUCCGCUUCUUCUCCCUGGUCAGAGACCUGCUGGCCUGGAUGGAGAGCACCGUGCAGCAGAUAGACACGCAGGAGAAGCCCAGGGACGUGUCCUCCGUGGAGCUCCUGCAGAAAUACCAUCAAGGUAUUCGCUCUGAGAUCGAGGCCAGAGAGGCCAAAUUCAGCGAGUGCAGCGACUUGGGCACGACUCUGCUGGCCCGCAAACACAGAGACUCUGCGGAGAUCAUUGAGAAGAUGAGGCAGCUGCUGGACAAACGCCAGGAGAUGAUGUUGAAGUGGGACGACCGCUGGGACUGGCUGAGACUUUUGUUGGAGGUGUGUCAGUUUGCACGAGACGCCUCGGUGGCCGAAGCCUGGCUGAUCGCACAGGAACCUCACGUGAGCAGCAGAGACGUGGGACACUCGGUGGGUGACGUGGAGAAGCUGCUCAAGAGACACGAGGCCUUCGAGAAAUCCACGGCCGCCUGGGAGGAGCGAUUCUCUGCGCUGGAGCGCCUCACCACGUUGGAGUUGUUAGAGCUGAGGAAACAACAGCAGGAAAUGGAAGAGUUUCUCAAAGAGGAGCGACGCCCGGACCAAGACCGCAGGAGUGAAGACACAGGUUUUGCAGAAACUUCUCAACUCUUCACCGUCGACGAAGAAACUUUGUCCACGGUCCCCGAGUCCGGUUCUGGCCUACCCGAGUCCGGUUCUGGCCUACCCGAGGCUGGUUCUGGCCUACCUGAGGCUGGUUCUGGCCUACCCGAGUCCGGUUCUGGCCUACCCGAGGCGGAGGAGACGGGCGAUGUCACGGCGGCCGUAGAGUCGGAGAUGAGAGAGAGCGUCUCUUUGGAGCUGGAGGCGGCGCCGGCUGAAGCGGAACGUGUGGCCACUUUGCCUUUGGAGACACAAGCGGUGCUGAUGGAGGGAAUGUUGGGGCGCAAGCAGGAUGUGGAGGACUCUGGCAGGAAGUCCUCUAAUAGGUCGUGGACCAACUUGUACUGCGUGCUGAAGCCCGGUCAGCUCUCGGCCUACAAGGACGCCAAAAGCUUCGGCCACGGCAUCACGUUUCACGGCGAGGACCCCCUGCUGCUCGGCAACGCCAGCUGGGACCUGCUGGCAAACUACAAGAAGAAGAAAAAUGUGGCCAAGCUACGCCUGAGCGACGGCAGUGAAUAUUUGUUCCAGUGCAAAGACGAGGAGGAGCUGCAGCGUUGGAGCCGAGCGAUGGCGAGGGCCCUGCAGCCCCUGGCGGAGGAGGAGGCGGCAGCAGCAAGGUUGUCCUCAGAGACCCCCAAAGCCCUCAGUCUGCCCCCGCUCACCUCCUCCCCCGCCAAGAAAGACAAAAAGUUCAGUCGCUUUGCCAAGAAGAAAUAAAAAAUAUCUUCAGGGGCUCGCUGACACGCCUAUUUGUGUACAAUCUAUUGGAGCACGCUCUAUGUAGGCAUUUUUAAUCUAUAAAACAUCUUGUUAUAUUUGCCUUUUUUUGUUGAACAAUUUAAAGCUUCUUUCACACUCAACCAAAGAUUGUUGGCGUUACUUUUUUUGUUUGUUUUCCUUUUAACUUUGCAAUAUGUGACCAACCUUUCACACACACGCUUCUUAACUGUAACACUUUCAUAUUAUAUUACUAUUAUAUUUAUGUCAAGCGUGUUAGGGCCACACUGACAAGGACUAAACAAAUAUUGUUACUAGAAGUGCGGCUCAGGGGUCAAUUAAGCAUUUCUUCAGGGCGAUAAUAUGCAAUGUAAUGACACUUUUUUAUUGUAGAUUUUUUUUUUUUGAGAGGGGGCAAAAAAAGUU